AAGAAGACAAGGAAAUGGUGGAAGUAACAAUGAAGAAGGAUGCCCAAAUGGUUUUGGUCCUAUCCUCAUCCUCAUCCUCAUCAUCCCCACAACUCCAUCACUCUAGAGAUGCUUGGCAUUGAGGCUCACUGAGAAAGAGACUUCUAAGCUCUUCUUCUCAUCUUUUUCCAAAGUGAGGAUGAUGGUGGCCAUGGUUUCUGGUAGUCUUGAUGUUUGUUCUGGCCUUAAGCUGGCUGAGACCUCUAAAAUGUCCAAAAGAUGCCAUCUUUGGGGUUCCUUAUUAGGGUUCAAUCUUGCUCCUUUAUCUUUUUGUACUGCAAGAUUAUCAUCUUCUGCAUCAUCUUUGAAUGUUCCUAAAGCUGCAUCUCCCACUGCUGUGGAGGAUGAGAGUCCUAGUGAGGCAGAUAAAAUUCCUAUUCCCAAAGUUAUCAUAGAUCAAGAUUCCGAUCCCGAUAUGACUAUUGUCGAGAUAACCUUUGGUGAUCGCCUCGGAGCUCUUCUUGACACUAUGAAGUCACUUAAAGGCUUAGGGCUCAAUGUCGUCAAGGCUAAUGUGUUCUUAGACUCUUCGGGCAAGCACAAUAAGUUUGCCAUCACGAAAGCGUCUACCGGUCGUAAAGUGGAAGACCCGGAAUUAUUAGAAGCGAUACGCUUGACAAUCAUAAACAAUCUGCUAAAGUACCAUCCUGAAGCCAGUGCCCAAUUGGCCAUGGGAGCAGCAUUUGGUAUUGAUCCACCGAUGCAAGAGGUGGAUGUGGAUAUUGCAACACAUAUAUACAUUUAUGAUGAUGGCCCCGAUCGAAGUUUACUUGUGGUGGAAACAGCUGAUCAUCCCGGAUUAUUGGUCGACCUUGUUAAGAUCAUUACUGAUAUAAACAUCAAGGUCCAAUCUGGAGAGUUUGACACCGAGGGACUGUUGGCAAAAGCAAAGUUUCAUGUGAGUUAUCAGGAUAAAGCACUGAUUAAGCCUUUGCAGCAGGUUCUUGCAAAUAGUUUGAGGUAUUUCUUGAGGAGACCGACGACGGAAGAGGCGAGCUUUUAGAGCCAUUCUGAAUAAUCAAACACAAAUGAUUUAAUUGGAAGUUGUCCAUUUUAUGCAACAAUAUACAGUGUUUGAAAUCAUCAAACAUUGAUCAAUUGUUUAAUUGAUCAUUAUGAGAAUUUAAAUUGAAAAUGGUGCUGUAUCUUGUUAA
Messenger RNA from Dioscorea cayenensis subsp. rotundata (Guinea yam), 1193 nucleotides. Its product is annotated as ACT domain-containing protein DS12, chloroplastic-like. NCBI's taxonomy places the organism in Eukaryota, Viridiplantae, Streptophyta, Magnoliopsida, Dioscoreales, Dioscoreaceae. Gene Ontology annotation, cellular component: chloroplast thylakoid membrane; chloroplast stroma. The record is from RefSeq and is a predicted model, not a curated record. The transcript has 11 exons. The coding region runs from base 179 to 1042 and encodes 287 amino acids.